Salvia miltiorrhiza (redroot sage) is the source of this 929-nucleotide messenger RNA. RefSeq names its product 14 kDa proline-rich protein DC2.15-like. Bases 278 to 703 code for a protein of 141 amino acids. The transcript has a single exon. The record is from RefSeq and is a predicted model, not a curated record. NCBI's taxonomy places the organism in Eukaryota, Viridiplantae, Streptophyta, Magnoliopsida, Lamiales, Lamiaceae.
CUUAGACAAAUCCAUCAUCAUGGAGCGAGCAGAGGAACAUGGCAAUUUGCAGUCCUUAUUCACAUGCAUCCAAAACUUUCCCAAACCCUAUGCCCUUUGUGCCAGCUACAAUCCAUCACUCAAUUCAACAAUUUUUUUUAUCAUUUCACUUAGACAAUUAUAAGCAUCCUUCUCUAGCCUAUAAAAUCCCCAUCUCUUGCAUCAAACUCACACAUCCCAAAAAUCCCUAAGUGUCUUCUUGUUCCAAAACUUAUUAGGGUAUUACCUAGAGAAAAAAAUGAGUUCCAAGAAAACAACAUCAAUUGCCCUUUUUUUAGUGCUGAACCUUGUAUUCUUCACUCUUUCUAGUGCAUGUGGCUCUUGCCCUACUCCCAAACCAAAGCUGCCGCCACCACCACCUAAGCCAACGCCAUGCCCUCCGCCUCCGGCCACCCCGAGCAAGGCCACUUGCCCUAGGGAUACCCUAAAACUAGGUGUAUGUGCUGAUUUGCUUGGUGGGUUGAUUGGUGUCACAAUUGGAACUCCUCCAAAAACUCCAUGCUGCACCCUCAUCGAAGGGCUGGCCGAUCUCGAGGCGGCCGUUUGCCUCUGCACCGCCUUGAAGGCCAACAUUUUGGGCAUCAACCUUAAUGUUCCCAUUUCUCUUAGCUUGCUUCUCAAUGUUUGCUCCAAGAAGGUUCCAUCAGGCUUCCAGUGUGCCUAAAUGAUCAAUUCAUUCGUUGCCAUUUGAUUAUAUGUUUACUUUAAUUUCUUGAGAUUCAAGUUUCUAGAUUGUUAUGCUGAUUAUGAUUUGUAUCUUUAUUCCCCAUUUAUGAAAGUUGCACGCUGCUCACUAGCUAUGUGAUAGUGGCCGGUGAGGGUGAGAGAGCUAUUUUCCUAAUCAUAAUGUCCUUUUUAUUUUGUUGGAAUUAUAUUGAUUUCCUUUUCAA